GUUUUGCAUUGAUUAUCUGACAUCUGGCACUCCAGCAUCCUUGUGUAGCCAUUGCCAAGCGUAGUGAAAUAGACAAUUUCACUUCUUUUCGUAAACGUGUUUAGCCGGCUGAGAGCUCCCUUACAAGAUGCCCCUCGCACGUGAUUUGUUGCAUCCUACUCCGGAAGAGGAGCGCAGGCGGCACAAGCUGAAGCGUUUGGUUCAACAUCCCAACAGUUAUUUCAUGGAUGUCAAGUGCCCUGGCUGUUACAAGAUCACCACGGUUUUCUCCCAUGCACAGACUGUUGUGGUGUGUGCUGGCUGCUCAGCAGUGUUGUGUCAACCAACUGGUGGACGAGCCAGGUUGACUGAAGGCUGCUCUUUCCGCAGGAAACAACAUUGAAGAAAUAUGCAGUUUGGCCUGGCUGCACCUUAUUGUACUUCAUCUAAGAUACCAUUCAUAUGUAAAGAGUGAAUACAAGUUGCAUUGUCAAGGC
Messenger RNA from Daphnia pulicaria, 476 nucleotides. RefSeq names its product 40S ribosomal protein S27 (gene RpS27). Gene Ontology annotation, molecular function: RNA binding; structural constituent of ribosome. Gene Ontology annotation, biological process: ribosomal small subunit assembly; translation. The coding region runs from base 128 to 382 and encodes 84 amino acids. Gene Ontology annotation, cellular component: ribosome; cytosolic small ribosomal subunit. The transcript has 4 exons. The record is from RefSeq and is a predicted model, not a curated record. Lineage: Eukaryota; Metazoa; Arthropoda; Branchiopoda; Diplostraca; Daphniidae.